GAUGGGCGCGGGGCCCGCCCCCGUGGCGCCUGGAGCAGCGCCGGGUCCCAGGGUCGGCCGGGCCGGGACCGGGAAGCGAUUAGCCGGGCUCCAGGACACAAACUAGAGUCACCUGGGAACUCCAGGAGGGACCUCCCAACAGGUGCCAGCUUCCUCCAUGGUGUGCAGCCUGGGACACAAGAGCUCUCCCCUCUGCCACCUUGACUUGCUGAAUGGGCUUCAGUAAUAGGGGUCCUAGGAGACAGAUAUCAGAGAAAACAUUCCAGAUGUUUAGGCUCCUUGCAGCUCUUGGACUCCGGGUUCACUACAGAUACCAUGUGGUGUGUGUGACGGCCGGAAGGGGAGACUCCCCUGAAAAAAUAUUGGCAGGUUUCCCAUCUCCUCACUGCCUAGAGAUUGUCACCCUUGGACACUGGAAGCUGGACCCCCAAGACUGACCAUACGCCCUGGCCUUUGCUGUUGUACCUCCUGAGACCUAGCUGUGCUGGCUGGACACCAGCCAGAGGACUGAGGGCAGCCAGCAUGGAAGAAGAGCAGAGGCUCCUGGGGGCUGCCAGGGGCUUGCUGCUGAUUGGCCCUGCCUUCCAUUCUCCUAGGCAGGGCGCCAGGAAGCUGGAACUUUGUUAUCUUGGUAAUUAGCUUCAGACCCUGGACUGAGGCCGGCCAGGUCUUAGGGCUACUUCCCACAGGCUGUGCACCCUGACCCCAAGAGGGAGGCGAGGCGCUGUAUACAGAGGCCCUGCCAGCUGAGCAGUUAAAUUGUCAGUCCUGCUUGGGGAACGACUGCAGCCACCCGCCCCCCCCACACCUUCCACCCCACCCCCUGCCACACUGCCCUCCCUGCCUAGGCUCUGCCCCUUAGGGCAGCUGGGCCUGGUCAUAGUGUGGGGCCUUCCGUUUCAGCCUUGUCAGGAACAGAGGGCACCAAGUCUUAGGAAGGGGAUGCCCCCAAGGGUGCCAGUCCAGCCAGCUGCCCCACCCUUCAGGCUUGUCCUACCCCCCCAAAUCCAAAUUGUGGUACCCCAAUCAACCCUGUGGGCAGACAUCCACCACCAUGGCCGAGCACCUGGAGCUGCUGGCAGAGAUGCCUAUGGUAGGCAGGAUGAGCACCCAGGAGCGACUGAAGCAUGCCCAGAAGCGACGUGCCCAGCAGGUAAAGAUGUGGGCCCAGGCUGAGAAGGAGGCCCUUGGCAAGAAGGGUCACAAGGAGCGACCACGGAAGGAGGUGUCUGAUCUAAGGCCUCGGAAGCAGGUCCUCUUCCCUCCCAGCAUUGCUCUCCUGGAGGCUGCUGCCCGAAACGACCUGGAGGAAGUGCACCAGUUCCUUAGUAGUGGGGUUAGCCCCAACCUGGCCAAUGAGGAUGGCUUGACGGCACUGCACCAGUGCUGCAUUGAUGACUUCCGAGAGAUGGCACAGCAACUCCUGGAGGCUGGGGCUGAUGUCAAUGCUCGGGACAGUGAGUGCUGGACUCCUCUGCAUGCUGCAGCCACCUGCGGCCAUCUGCAUCUGGUGGAACUCCUCAUUUCACGUGGCGCAGAGCUCCUUGCAGUCAACACCGACGGGAACAUGCCCUACGACCUGUGUGAGGAUGAGCAGACACUGGAUUGCCUCGAGACUGCCAUGGCCAAUCAUGGUAUCACCCAGGACAGCAUUGAGGAGGCCCGGGCAGUGCCAGAGCUGUGCAUGCUGAAUGACCUCCAGAGCCUACUGCGCGCUGGGGCCAACCUCAAUGACCCUUUGGACCAUGGGGCCACGCUGCUGCACAUCGCCUCUGCUAAUGGGUUCAGUGAGGUGGCUACCCUGCUGCUGGAGCAAGGAGCCAGCCUGAGCGCUAAGGACCAUGAUGGCUGGGAGCCUCUGCAUGCUGCAGCCUAUUGGGGCCAGGUGCACCUGGUAGAGUUGCUUGUGGCACAUGGGGCUGAUCUGAAUGGAAAAUCCUUGGUGGACGAGACGCCCCUCGACGUGUGUGGGGAUGAGGAGGUGAGAGCCAAAUUGCUAGAGCUCAAGCAUAAACAAGAUGCGCUCCUGCGGGCCCAGGGCCGCCAGCGCUCCCUGCUGCGCAGGCGGACCUCUAGUGCAGGCAGCCGUGGAAAGGUGGUGAGGCGGGUGAGCCUGACGCAUCGCACUAACCUGUAUCGCAAGGAGCAUGCACAGGAGGCCAUCGUGUGGCAACAGUCACCACUCACCAGUCCAGAGCCACUAGAAGAUGAGGACAGACAGACAGAUGCUGAGCUCCGGCUGCAGCCCCCAGAGGAAGACAGCUCUGAGGUGGCCAGGCCACACAAUGGCCAAGUAGGGGCCCCGCAAGGGAAGCACCUGUACUCGAAGCGUCUAGACCGGAGUGUCUCCUACCAGUUGAGUCCUGCGGAGAGCCACGCCCCUGAUGCCCUCGUCCGGGACAAAGCGCACCACACACUGGCAGAACUUAAACGCCAGCGCGCGGCCGCAAAGCUGCAGCGACCGGCCCCUGAAGGGCCUGAGACCUUUGAGCCUGGCCUGUCUGUUGACACUGAGACCCCCCAACCAGACUGUGGCUUCAGAACAACUGGGGACCCACCUCUGCUCAAGCUCACUGCCCCCUCGGAGGAGGCUCCUGUGGAGAAGAGGCCGUGCUGUUUGCUCAUGUGAAAUGUGACUCCUCAGUAUGGCAGGGUUCAACCCCAUGCCCAGCCAGAGGCCUCCUCAUGAUCCUCAUGCCCCAGUGCUGUAGGGGAGCCAGCACAGAGCCCUGAACCCCCUUCCAGCCCAGGACACUGGCCACCUUGCUCAGGGAUGGACUAUGCAGAGCUAGCUGUACCUGUGGGCCUCAGGCCACAGGCUGCUUAUCCUGUGACUCUUGAUAAAGGCUGUUUGCCACUGAACCUCCCCGUGUGUCUCGCUGGGGAAGGGGCAGGGAGUGCUGCUGGGUUAGGAGCCGCCCAUGCCCAGGAGUGCUCAAACCUGUAGAUGCAUGCUGGGGUUUGCAGGUGGCAGCCCCAGCUCUUGUGGGAGGGAAGCUCAAGGCCGCAGGCAAGAAGAGGUGCCUUUACCUCCACCUCUCCAGGCUGGUUCAGCUUCUUGGAGGCUCCUCUGUAACCCUUUGCUUUCCUGAAGGCAGCAGGAGACUUUGGAAGAAGAGUCUCCAUGGAAGUGCAGAGGGUAACCAUGCAGAGGGACAGGGACCCUGGCUAGAAGGGAUACGGUAUUUUCUACAGUAUUGGGCCAGAGCCAGCAGGGUAGAAGAGGCAGAAGGCUUGCUGUAGGCACUUCCCAGGGUCAUGGUCUCGGUUCCUGGCAUGCAGCCCUGAUCCUGGAGCAUAUCUGCCAGCUUCCGCCUGUGCUGGUAUAGGUGACAAGCACUUGGCCACUCAGGCUGUGCUGGCUAGGCACAAUGCAUCACAACGAGGGGGGCCCUUUAGGGGCCUCAGGCUGGAGGGAAGAAGGCAAUUCUAGAUCAUGUCCCAUUACAUCUGGUUUGCAUGGCCAUCCCUACUAGGUGACACAAGCACGGACCAGGCCAGCUUCGUGUCCUUCCCCAGGGCCUGUCCUUCUUCUAGCACCUGUGGUUGGAGGGUUAGUGUCCUUGGACGGGCUUGGGGGAGGGCUGGUGGCGGCUGGUUAAAUUUAGAGUAGCACUGUGUGCUGCCUGAAGUCCACCUGCUGCCGCUGCCGCUGCUCGGCCCUGCUGGGAGGAGGCAGGCAGGGGCAGGCUCUGCCUGGGCCAAGCCUAUAUUAAUCUGUGCUCUGGCCUAAGGGCCAGAAAGAGGCCAGUGAGAGGGAGGCCACCGUGUUAUCAGGGCCAAGAGAUCAGAGCCCUGAUUCCACGUCUGAACCGUUCUACUUCCUGAGCCAGUAUCCU
Chionomys nivalis (European snow vole) is the source of this 3839-nucleotide messenger RNA. It is a transcript of the gene Ppp1r16a, whose product is annotated as protein phosphatase 1 regulatory subunit 16A. Gene Ontology annotation, cellular component: cytoplasm. Bases 1055 to 2629 code for a protein of 524 amino acids. Lineage: Eukaryota; Metazoa; Chordata; Mammalia; Rodentia; Cricetidae. The record is from RefSeq and is a predicted model, not a curated record. Gene Ontology annotation, molecular function: protein phosphatase regulator activity; enzyme inhibitor activity; protein binding. The transcript has 15 exons.